GACCUCGAAGCACUAUCACUGUUCUGGCUUGAGUUGUAUCGGAAUACCGGUGUACCGUCAGAUCCGGGGAAGACAAUCAAACGAGUCCAUUAUUCGGUUAGGGUUUCAGAAGAAUAGAAAUUAUUGCAAGAAAGGGGGUAAAAAACAGUAUCCGAACCGCCGUCUCUACCUCGCUCCUCAAACCGAGAACCAAAACAACAAAACACUUCCGGCAGCGGCAGUGAUGCUAUGCUAAUUGUCAUUCUCAUCGGAACAGUUCAGCUUGGUCGGUUCGUUAGAGGACUUCUGUGGUCGUCGGAGGAAAGAGCGGCGAGCGAGCAGCAGAGUAGCAGAUCUCCGGUUCAGGUGGUACGUCGCGUUGGAAGUGCUAUUCGAUCUGUGCUUGGUGGAAUGGACGGCGUCGUCGGCAAGAUGGGAGGAAGUGUCAGUUCCAGCGCUAGUGGAACUUCCGGCACAAAGACAAUCAUAUUCAACAAGGACAAAAAGCAGCAAUGCAUUGAGGUCGGAGGCCAGGAUGCUACCAUCGUUGGAGGAACCGGAAAACAUGAUCACGGAAGUUCGCGGGUUAAACUGGUUAACAUUGUAGACUAUAAGUGGGAACAGAAACAUUACCCCGGAAGGCUGAUAGCGUGUCACAAUGAGGGAAAGCUGAUUGCCUAUGCCAUUAAAGUGCCCAGUCGAGCUGUUCCGGAAGGAAUGGUCCGCAUCUUGCACCUGGUAAUUGGUCAACGGGCCCUGAUCAAGGGCAUGAAGAGUGAAGUGCUCGAUCUGCAGUUUGCCCACAUCUCGUCCAAGGUUCUGCUUGGCAUUAUCGAUAAGGUGUCCCUGCAAGUUCACAAGGUGGACGUCGUGAGCGAAAAAGUGGUCUGUACACUUUUGCUGAAGAUAAACGAUCCCAUCGAAAGUCACAUUCCAGUGUGCGAUAAGAUUAGUUGGUGUCCCUACCUGUCCGGAAGUGGAUUUGUGGACGAUUAUGCCAGUCAACUGUUGGUGUGGACCCGAGGAGGUAACUUGCAGUGCUACAGCGUCAGUACGGUGAUCCGCAACUAUGGAACGGGAGAAUUGGCCGGGAGUGAUAUCUCCGAUGGAGGGUUCAAAUUCCGGGAAACCCUUCCGUUGAUAACCGGUGCGAUAUUUUCGGCUGAUGGAACGACACUGGCCGUCAGCUGUGACGAUGGAGUCAUUCGGUUCUAUCAAGUUUAUCAGCACACCAACGACAACAAUCCGAGAUGUUUGCACCAGUGGAAGCCGCACGGAGGAAAAUCCAUCAGCAGUUUCUUCUUUUUGGAUAAUUACACCGAGGAAAGCGGAGACCAAACCCUUUGGAAACAUGCCAUCACCUGUGCGGAGAACAACACCGAAAUCAAGGUGUGGUCGUGCGAAACCUGGGAGUGCACCCAGACGAUAAAAUUUUCCCCCUCGAUCGAUCAACCGUUGAGCUUCCUGGCGGAGAUCGACUCCACCUCGUCCUACCUUAUCCUGGCGGACAUGGCCACCCGAGAGCUGUACGUGCUUCAGAUUCGCAAGGAAGCGUUCCGAUCGGCAGGCAGCGAACCGUCCUCCAUUACCAACGGGAAGUCCUCGAAUGAUAAUAGCCUUAACGGUUCCAAGACCGGGGACGGUAAGGAACCGAACGCUACCAUGGCAUCUAUGGUGAGCUCGACGACCUCCAACACCAAUGCGGUCGCCAUUACCAAGGCAUUUGUGUCGUCGGUGGCGGAAUUCCCGCUUCCAUCGCCGAUCCUAAGCUUCGGUAUUCUGAACGUGGCCGUCCGGAAGUUCAAGACCAGCGAUGCCUACUUGAUCGAAGCGCUGGACGAUUACGACGAGGAGGAGAACAGCUCCUUGUACAGUGUAGUCAGCGUAGUAAUCCGGAUGUAUCUGGUUCAACCAAAAAGCGUCCAGGAAUGUAUGCUCUUCUAUCAGCCUAGUGUGGCUCUCGGAACCGAAGUUCUCAGUACUCUCUCCAGCAACAGCAGCGAGUACCGCAAUAUUUCCCAAUCUUCGUCCGGAUCCGUUAGUUCUUCCGCGAAAAAAGAUGACCAGUUGACCACGGCAGCGGAAAUCGCCAACCGAAGUCUCGGAAGUGGCGACGGAGAUACACUACUGGACAAGAGCGGUUCCAAGCUGGCAAGCGAAUCGUUACUGACGGAAGUAGGAGGAGGAGGAGGAGGAGAGCUCGGCCGAAUACGGUCAUCGCCAAAUGUCACGGUUUCGGCAGCAGUGGCUACGGUGCCCUCAUCCACUGGUUCGUCAGGUUCCAACGGUGCAACUGUUGCCAUUGCAGUAGCGGUGUCCGCCACCAACAGUUCCGGCAGUGUGGGCAGUAAUGCUGGCGUGCCCCAAAAGCCCACGAUCAAUCUAAUGACACCGGAUUCGUUUAGUUCGUCGGCAGAAAAAACGGAAAAACACAAAAACGACGAUGCCGUUAAUCCAAACGUUCUCAGUACUCUGUUCAUGCUGGCUAACGUGACCAAACAGCAACAACAACAGCAGCAGCAACAACGUCAAUCAACCGGCGAAUCUCCCAACGAUAGCUAUAAGGACAAGCCUUCACCGUUGAACAUGCUGAACAUAGUCAACAGCACCAUGAUCGAAGAACAGGAACAAGCCAAGGUUCGACAAUCGGUCGAACUGCAGCAGAAGGCCCUCUUGGAAACUCCACCCGUUCCACCGAUGCCAUCGGCCGAAAUGUUGGCCAGUGGCGGAUCCAGUCCCAGCAGGGAAGUACAGGAAAUACUGUCCCUCAAGGAUAACGAUUGUCUGAACGAGUACUACGAUUCGGAUAACAUUCUUUUGGACGAAACCGACGGAAUCGGAGCCGACGAUGACGAACUGAACGAUCUUGAAAACGAGAUUAACGAUGACGACGAUGAGGAUGAAGGUUAUAACUUUAAGAACAUUGAUGACGAUGACGACGACGAUGUGCUUCAGCAACGGAAGGUGCAAAGUGUUUCGGAAACAUCCAAAGCCGCGCAAAACCUAAAGGAAAUAAAACCGAUCAACAAAGAGCAGGGACCAUCUCAGGAAAAGUUGGUAAAAUCGGAACCGACCAAUAACAUUGACUGGCCUGCUGUCCCGGAAGUGCCACAUCCUCCGUCAGCCCAACCUCUUCCACCGCCGCCACAGCCUCCGAUGAUUGUCACUGUACCCCAGAAUUCCAAACAGUUGGAUGACCUCACGCAGAAAAUGGACCGACUGCUGGAUGUCGUCCAAGAGCAAUCUCACCAGAUCUCCGGCCUCCGCUCGCAGAUUCACGAACUGAACCGAGCCCGUCUGGAAGACGCCAAAGCCCAUCACAGCGAGAUCACAAAAAUUCAAGCGAUGAUUCCCGGCGCAAUAAGUAAGACCUAUAAGGAUGCUCAAGCAUCGACAUCGAUCCUCAUGCAAAGGCAGCCGCCACCACUACCGCCCCAGAUGCCCCAUCCGCAGAUCCUUGUGCAGCAAAUCGUUGAACACAUCCGGCCGAUGAUUGCCAUGGAACUGCCAAAGCAGGUGCAAAUGAUCGUGGGGGCCAAACUGGACGGUAUGGUGAAGAUGUUCCAGAAUGACCUUCUCAAAUGGAAGGUGCAGACCAACGACAACCUGGUCAAGAUGAACGUGGAGCGGAUGUGUCGUUCGCAGGCCCUAAUCGACGCGCUGAACCAUGCUGUUGAAGUUGGUGUGAAGACGGGACUUGAGAAGCUGUACGCGGAUUCCCUGCACAAGAUCAUUUUACCCGCAAACGAACGGGUUCUGAGGGAAAUAUUCAUUCAGCUAACAUAUACAUUUGCUGCCGGAACGAAGGAAUACCUCCAAAAGCUGGAUCAAUACAUCGGGCAGAAGAAACAGUUUACAGAUCGAACCGACGAUGUACUCGAGCUGGUGAAAAAGAUUCCCGAUCAGGUUAACACGAACACCGACCAGCAGUUUAAAGCCAACACAACGAUGUUGCGGGAAGACAUUACUAGGGACUUCAAGCUGCUUCAGACGAGUCUGCUGAAGGUGAUCCGCGACAACAUCCGACACGAAAUCGAAAAAGGUCUGGAAGCACAAGCAUCAUCCCUGGAAGAUUCCGUCCUGUCGGCGGUCAGGUCACAGGCACAAACUCCGGCUCCGUCGAGCGUGGACAUUCACGAGCAGAUCCGGUUACUCCUCGCCUCCGGGCAGAUCAAUCAAGCCUUCCACAAAGCUCUGCUAUCGAACGAUCUAAGCCUGGUGGAAUUCACCCUGGAGAAGGCCGAUUACAAGCAGGUGUUCAAUCCGUGCCCCUUGGAACAAACGGUGCUGCUGUCCCUCAUCCAGCAAAUCUCUGCCGAUAUGGCCAACUACAAUGAGUUGAAACACAGGUACCUCUCGGAUUCGAUCGUCAGUCUGAACUUUUCCGAUCCCAUCACGAAGGAGCACGCCCCGAAGGUGAUGCGCGAGCUGACGCAAAACUGCCAAACCUUUCUCAGUUCCAACCCGGGCCACCCGCUGGCCACCAGCAUCAAGAUGCUGAUGAUUGCCACCCAGGGGCUACAGGUGUACAAGCAGUUCUGAUACCGGUGGAAAUAGUCGGCGAUCGGGGGAUCGUUGGUUGGUAAGGAUCGAAGACGAUGACGCGGCAACAAGUCUGAUUUGCGUAAAUAUUUGUUUUCAUGUUCGGAUCUUUCUCUGGAAAACCUUUCUAUUUCAAUCAAUUUGACUCCAUUAUAUUUUUAUAUGGAAGCAGGAACUAUGCUUUCUACAAAAGCAUUCAACGUGGACGAUGCUUCCAUUUCAAAUCUGAUCUCUUUGGAUUUUUCUGAUUCCAGACGCAAAAACACUUGAUAACAAGCGGUGUUAUUUCUCAUAUGAACCUUUCCUAUCCUUUGAUUAAACUUCGACACAAGCUUUCCUAUCAAAAGCUUAAAAACGCAAUGAUGUUUCAAAAUGCUUCCAACUCUCUCGCUAAUGUUGUAGAUUAUAAUAAGCAAAUGCAUUUCGUUUGUUCCUGUAACAACGGUCGUCUUUUGUUAAGAACACGAUGAGUGGAAUAUAACGCGAAAAAAAAAACUAUUCAGUAAAUAUAUUUUGAAAUUUAUUCAUUAUUCAUUUUAUCCAAAUUAACCUCUCUAAAUCCAAGUUAAAUAACAAACAACAUUCUGAUGACCACC
Molecule: messenger RNA, 5117 nt
Organism: Aedes albopictus (Asian tiger mosquito)
Lineage: Eukaryota; Metazoa; Arthropoda; Insecta; Diptera; Culicidae
Gene: Ge-1
Product: enhancer of mRNA-decapping protein 4 homolog
Exons: 8
Coding region: 229-4521 (1430 amino acids)
Biological process (GO): deadenylation-independent decapping of nuclear-transcribed mRNA
Cellular component (GO): P-body
Molecular function (GO): protein binding
Source: RefSeq, a predicted model, not a curated record